Messenger RNA from Torulaspora delbrueckii, 564 nucleotides. RefSeq names its product guanylate kinase (gene GUK1). The transcript has a single exon. Bases 1 to 564 code for a protein of 187 amino acids. Gene Ontology annotation, biological process: purine nucleotide metabolic process. Gene Ontology annotation, cellular component: cytosol. Gene Ontology annotation, molecular function: GMP kinase activity. The record is from RefSeq and is a predicted model, not a curated record. Lineage: Eukaryota; Fungi; Ascomycota; Saccharomycetes; Saccharomycetales; Saccharomycetaceae.
AUGCCUCGUCCUAUCGUUUUGUCUGGCCCCAGUGGGACUGGUAAGUCCACUUUGCUCAAGAAAUUGUUCGCCGAGUUUCCCAACAAGUUUGGUUUCAGCGUUUCUUCAACCACUCGUUCUCCAAGAGCUGGUGAGGUUGAUGGUAAGGACUACAACUUUGUUCCAGUCGAGGAGUUCAAAAGGAUGAUUUCUGCAGACGAGUUUGUCGAAUGGGCUCAAUUUUCAGGCAAUUAUUAUGGGACCACAGUUGCUUCUGUCAAGAAAGUCGCCGACUCUGGUAGAACUUGUAUCUUGGACAUCGAUAUGCAAGGUGUUAAGUCUGUCAAGUACAAGACCGACCUAGACGCAAGAUUUCUGUUUGUAGCUCCACCUUCAGUGGCAGAUUUGGAGAAAAGACUUAGAGGUAGAGGUACUGAGACCGAAGAAUCCAUUGCCAAGAGACUUGCAGCAGCCAAGGCUGAAAUCGAGUACGCAGAAACAGGCGCCCACGACCAAAUAUUGGUCAAUGACGACCUCCAGAGAGCCUACAACGAGCUCAAGGAGUUCAUUGCCCAGGAAGAGUGA